UAUUAACUAAUUGGAAGAAAGAUCCUCGGAUAUAAGAGUGGUGUACUACUGUCGUAUGGUAAGCAUUUCGAGUAUAAAAGCCGCUUCUGCUGGUUGCGCGCUUAGUUUCACUUUACGUUAACCAAUUGUGAAACGACGCAUUACCGACAUGGAAAUCCGUUUCAUGCUAUUAGCAAUAUUAUUCGUUGUGGAAGUAAUUAUGGCAUUUCCGCAAAAAGAUGGUCAAAUUUUUAGUAAUGAGGCUAUAAAGCAAGCACAGAAUACUUAUCUUAUUCCAAAAGAUGCGACAAUACAAAAAGUUCAAGAAGGUAUUGAACUAGCAGCUUAUGAGUCAAUUCCUGGAGAGCAGAAGAUCAAUCUUUUUGAAAUUUUGGGAGCACAUGUUCCAUCGGAAGUGGUGAACAAUCUCCAAGCCCAGAUUGACCAAAUAGGACGAAAUUAAAUUCGCUCUUUUCCAUUGCUAUCGUCGUUUCCUUGUAAAAAAUUUUUUUACUUAAAUUUAAGUUUUAUAACAAUUAUUUAUAAAAUGAUACGAUGUAUUUAGACUUUUCCAUUUUUGAUAAAUAAAUGAUUAAAAAUACUAUAA
Messenger RNA from Apis cerana (Asiatic honeybee), 586 nucleotides. RefSeq lists its product as uncharacterized. NCBI's taxonomy places the organism in Eukaryota, Metazoa, Arthropoda, Insecta, Hymenoptera, Apidae. The record is from RefSeq and is a predicted model, not a curated record.